AUGGUCGGUUCCUUUGGGGGACAUUUGAAGAAUCAUACUAGCAGGGAUUGUGAUACGGAAAAUGCUAAUUGCACGCUCGGGGAAAAUGGCCACAACCCGGCAUGGCCGGUUCCCUUCGGGGUGAUCAUUCUAAAUCUGAUUCCAAGAACAUCUCCUUGGCCCCCUCGAAAAGCUGAACCUGCUGGAAGAGGCGAGGAGGAGGACGGUCCGAACAUCCGGGACGUUGGCCGAGUUCAAGAACAGCUGGAGAAUCCAUCGGAGACGGACGACCACCUCGGGCUGCUGUUGAACCUGCCGGAAGAGGCGAGGAGGAGGACGGUCCGAACUUCCGGGACGUUGGCGCCGAGUUCAAGAAAAGCUGGAGAGUCCAUCGGCGACGGACGACCACCUCGGGCUGCUGUUGAACCUGCCGGAAGAGGCGAGGAGGAGGACGGUCCGAACUUCCGGGACGUUGGCCGAGUUCAAGAACAGCUGGAGAAUCCAUCGGAGACGGACGACCACCUCGGGCUGCUGCUGAACCUGCCGGGAGAGGCGAGGAGGAGGAGGACGGUCAACACAGCCGGAACCGUGGCCAAGUUCAAGAUCCUAUUCUAAAUCCGAUUCCACCCCAUCCGAGACCACCUCGGGCUGCUGCUGAACCUGCCGGGAGAGGCGAGGAGGAGGACGGUCAACACAGCCGGGACGUUGGAC
Molecule: messenger RNA, 690 nt
Organism: Culex pipiens pallens (northern house mosquito)
Lineage: Eukaryota; Metazoa; Arthropoda; Insecta; Diptera; Culicidae
Exons: 3
Coding region: 1-594 (197 amino acids)
Source: RefSeq, a predicted model, not a curated record